CCCAGUAUGCACCGUUUGCUCCUGGUACCUAAACACAUUGUUAAACGCCGCUUGAUAACGUUCGUGAAUUACAGCAUUGUUAUUAACUGAUGCUCGUAAGGAACAGUGACCUGUGAACACCUGCUUUCACACAAGAUCUUUGUUUUUUUCUGCUGGAUGAUCUGAACAGAGCGGGCUGUUGUCAUGACAACAGACGAGGCCGAGAGUCACCAGAAGAAGCCAGGGCAGCAGGAGGAAGCCAGCCAGGACGCCGGGCCGCCCUCGCCGGAGGAGGAGCAGCUCCGUCCUCGCAACCGCAACUCUGCCGGCCGCGGCCUUUCCCGCCUCUUCUCCUCCUUCCUGAAAAGGCGCUCACAGUGUGAGAGUGAGGGAGGAGGGAAGGAGGACAAGGAAGAAGAAGAAGAAGAAGCUAAAGCCCCGAUCGCAGAUCCUGAACCUGAACUGAGGACAGAGGGAGAGGUCGCCCUGGAUCAGCACUCAGUAAGCAGUGCUGAGGCUGAGGCUGUCCAGGUAGACAAGAAAGAAGCUGAGGAGGAGGGUGGAAAGGCCGAAGAAGACAAGAAGGAGAAAGGAGAGGAGGCUGCCCUGGAGAAGGAGGAGGACAAAGAGAAGGAGGAGGAGAGGGAAUCUGCUCCUGAAGGAGGCAGUAAGGGAGAGAAGGAGGAGAAGACGACAGAGGAAGAGGCCAAAGCUCCUAGAGCUCCACGCCGACCCAAGACCAUGCAGAUCAAAGUCACCCUGCUAGACGACACUCUGUAUGAGUGUGAGCUGGAUAAACAUGCCACAGGCCAGGAGCUGUUCAUGAAGGUGUGUGACCACCUCAACUUGCUGGAGAAAGACUACUACGGCCUGGCCAUCUGGGAGACACCUACCAUGAAGACUUGGAUGGACCUGACCAAGGAGAUCCGCAGGCAGGUACAAGGUGCCAACUACAGUUUCACCUUCAAUGUGAAAUUCUACCCACCGGACCCAGCCCAGCUGUCUGAAGACAUAACAAGGUACUACCUGUGUCUCCAGCUGCGGAAGGACAUCCUGCAGGGCCGCCUUCCCUGUUCCUUUGUAACUCUGGCCCUGCUGGGUUCCUACGCCCUGCAGUCAGAGCUGGGCGAAUAUGACCCUGAGGUGCACAGCAAUGACUACGCUAAGGAUAUGAAAAUGGCCCAGGGUCAGACCAAGGAGCUGGAGGACAAAAUGAUGGAGCUGCACCAUACAUACAGGUCCAUGAGUCCAGCCCAGGCAGACCUGAUGUUCCUGGAAAAUGCCAAGAAACUUUCCAUGUAUGGAGUGGACCUCCACCAGGCCAAGGAUCUAGAUGGUGUUGACAUCAUGCUGGGGGUUUGUGCCAGUGGUCUGAUGGUUUACAAAGACAAACUGAGGAUCAACCGUUUCCCUUGGCCCAAAGUCCUCAAGGUCUCAUACAAACGCAGCAGCUUCUUCAUCAAAAUAAGACCAUCUGAGGUGGAGCAGUAUGAGAGUGCAAUUGGCUUCAAACUACCCAAUUACAAGGCAGCCAAGAAGCUGUGGAAAGUGUGUGUAGAACAUCACACCUUCUUUAGGCUGACCUCCACUGAGAUGGCCACCACUCCAAGGAAGUUCCUAGCACUGGGCUCCAAGUUUCGCUACAGUGGUCGGACUCAGGCUCAGACCAGACAGGCGAGCUCUCUGAUCGACAGACCAGCUCCUCUGUUCCAGCGCUCCUCCAGCAAGAGGAACUCACGCAGCCUGGAUGGAGCCAUGGCAUCCACUCCUGACAAUAAAUCCACUCGUCCAGUCAGCGCCCCUGUAAUGUCACCAGUGUCUCCAGGGGAAGCAACCCCGUCACCGCUGCUACCCACUCUGCCUCGCUCUGACCAUCAUGAUGGCUGCACACCUAAAGGUCAUCGCUCUGCAGACAGGAAGGCAGAGGUAAAGAGGGAAAGUCAGCCAGCUGGGUACACCAAGAGCCACAGUCCGAGACCCGAGUCGACUCCUGAAAUCAAGACAGUGGCAAGGAGAGAGCGGAGGCGCUCCCCCUCUGUGACCACCGGCAGUGGGGAAAGAGAAAGAGAGAAAAAGAGCCAGCACUCUCCUCAGGACAAAACAAAGAUGGAGAUGGUGCGAGUGAGGAAGAAAAGAGCUAAGAAACUUGAGGGUGAAACUAUUUAUAUCAGGCAUAGCAAUUUAAUGUUGGAGGACCUGGAUAAGACCCAAACUGAGAUCAUGCGUCACCACACUAGCAUCAGUGAGCUGAAGAGAAGUUUCAUGGAGUCUGUACCGGAGCCUCGGCCCAGUGAGUGGGACAAGCGUCUUUCCACCAAUUCACCUUUUCGUACAGCAAGCAUCAAUGGCCAGCUCCAACCAGCGUCUCCGGUGCUAAAGACCCAGACAAUCACCAUCUCAGAUGUCACCAACUCCCUGAGAGGAACUGUGACCUACAAGGACAUGCCCCUAGUUCACACUGAGACCAAGACCAUUACAUACGAAUCAGCACAGCCGGUGGACAACCUGGCAGAGAGGGACUCAGGAGUGCUGCUGAGUGCCCAAACCAUCACCUCUGAGAAUCAGACCACCACAACCACCCAGAUCACCAAGACGGUGAAAGGAGGGAUCUCUGAGACUCGCAUUGAGAAGAGAAUCGUCAUCACUGGAGACACUGAAAUUGAUCAUGACAAGGCUUUGGCCCAGGCCAUUAAAGAAGCAAAAGAGCAGCACCCAGAUAUGUCUGUUACCAAAGUGGUUGUACACCAGGAAACAGAGAUCAGCCCAGAGUAAGAUAGACUGCGCUUUUGGAAGGUGAGUGCACACCCUGAACCCUCCUUCACCCAUCCCUUACCAUUCUGACUGGUCUGACUGAAACUCUGACACAAUCAUGCAGACAGAGGAAAACAGAUAGAAGAUCA
Lates calcarifer (barramundi perch) is the source of this 2879-nucleotide messenger RNA. Its product is annotated as protein 4.1-like. Gene Ontology annotation, cellular component: plasma membrane; cytoskeleton. The record is from RefSeq and is a predicted model, not a curated record. Gene Ontology annotation, molecular function: structural molecule activity; actin binding. Lineage: Eukaryota; Metazoa; Chordata; Actinopteri; Centropomidae. Gene Ontology annotation, biological process: cortical actin cytoskeleton organization.